AUGAGCAACCGCCUCCUGCCUAUCAACUUCAAUCAAACAUCUCAACAAAAGAAUCGUGGAAAGCGAGCAAUUGAGAUAAGGAUGAUGAAAAUAAUCGUCCUUUUCUGUCUUCUGUCGGUUUGUUCCGCUGAAAAAGAAGGUUUUUCUGCCUACUAUCCUCUCUAUGAAAAAGAAGACAUUGACCACAGUGCGCUCCAAUAUUGUUACGUCUUUCAAGGAACGAUCAAGCCUGUCGAUGUCAACAAUGUUCAAAAGGGAUACAAAUGUGAAGCGAGUUCCUCGACUUGGGUGAAAGACGAUUCGCAUGCAAUGGACUUCUGUACUAGCAGAAUCCCGUAUCACAUUAUUAAAGCCUCUGUCAAUCCUAAAGGAGGAACUUUCUGCACUUUCCAAAUCAACUUGAAAUGCGAGAUUGGAUGGUUUCAAAUGAGAAACAAGUGCUACAAAGUUUUUGCCGCUGCAAAGAAUUACACUGAAGCUGAGGAUUACUGUCUUCAACAUAAACCAGAAUUUAAGACUAGAAUUGCUGAAUACUACGAUGGCCACCUUUCAACCUAUAUUGGAGAUUUAAUUUUCAAUGAUGCAUGGGUUAGCGCACCUGAAAUGGAAGAGUUGCAUGCAGGAAAAGGAUUGAAACCUAUUCUGAUCAUGAACGGUGCAUACAAGUAUGAUUCAAGAAAGGGCGUUGUUUUAAUGAUAAAGCCCGAGUUGAAACGUGAGGUUAUUUGUGAGUACUCUCCACCAAUGACGAUGGCUGAAAUGUAUUUGAUGGCUGAGUUAUACAGUGAGGUUUAUCCGAUUCACGUGACGACGAAUGGUGCGAGUUUUGCUACUUCUAGUUACAUGACAAUCGAACAAACUGACCUGAGAGAAAAUCGGAAAGGAAAGCUAGCUGAAACAUUCGAUACCAAAAAUAUCCGUGAGAGAUGUCAAGCGAUUGGAAACAUUCUUAGUGUUGACAGUCAUCCAAUGGCUUCCAUUCAAGAAGAGUUUGAUACAGUUAAAAGUCAAUUGACGGAUCAUCGUUUCCAUCUAACAAGUGCCUAUAAGAAUGAUGGCUGCGAGAAAACGACUUACAAAGAUUGGGACUUCGCCACAGACACCUUGCUGUCUGUCUACUCCACUGUUCACCAAACCAGUAAUGCCUUCUGUAAAGCUUUCAGUUUCAGUUUCCAUCCAAAAGCACGUCUACCAUCAAUGGCUGCUAUGCGAGCACCUGCUCUUUGUUCUCUUCAUUCCUUCUCUUAUGAAUACGAUGAUUGUGAGCCAGGUUGGAUCACUGCAUAUCGAUCGAAGACAACAAAAUUCUGUCAUUACAUCUACACAGAAAAGCAGGUGACAUUAUCUGAAGCUAAAAGGGCCUGCUUGAAUAUGAACGCUGCAUUGACUGGAUUUGAGAAUGAGGAGGAGUUUAAGUAUGUGCAAAAGGAAUUUGGUCAAGGUAAACCAGGAUAUGGCGAUCACUUCUGGCUUGGAGGAACUGUUCCCUGCAAAGAAGACUGUACAGAUCCUAUAUAUAAAGCCAGUUGGGAUUCAGGAGUUUCAAGAAAUACGCACUUUUUGAACUAUUUCAAUCAUAUAGGUUAUGAUUGGAGAGAUGAUUGCGGUGAAGAUUCGAUUUCAUUCCGUUCUGAUGUUGUUGCCUUCCACACACAUUAUAGUAAUGACGAGUACUUCUCUCAUAUGAUGUACAUUUGUGGCAAAUAUCCAAAACUGUCGGUGAAGAAGAUGGACAUUAAGAAUGUGAAACAAGGAUGA
Molecule: messenger RNA, 1758 nt
Organism: Caenorhabditis remanei
Lineage: Eukaryota; Metazoa; Nematoda; Chromadorea; Rhabditida; Rhabditidae
Exons: 11
Coding region: 1-1758 (585 amino acids)
Source: RefSeq, a predicted model, not a curated record